Messenger RNA from Suricata suricatta (meerkat), 2090 nucleotides. RefSeq names its product GDP dissociation inhibitor 2 (gene GDI2). Gene Ontology annotation, molecular function: Rab GDP-dissociation inhibitor activity. Gene Ontology annotation, cellular component: cytoplasm. The coding region runs from base 254 to 1591 and encodes 445 amino acids. Gene Ontology annotation, biological process: protein transport; small GTPase-mediated signal transduction; vesicle-mediated transport. The record is from RefSeq and is a predicted model, not a curated record. NCBI's taxonomy places the organism in Eukaryota, Metazoa, Chordata, Mammalia, Carnivora, Herpestidae. The transcript has 12 exons.
UCGCCGCUCGCCUUUCCCCCCUCCCUGUCUUCCCUCCCCUCCCUGCCCCGCUCUUCUCUUCCCGUCUGAGGUGGCGGCCGGCCUCCCUCAUCUCCAGCUCCGCUUCGCCUCUAGCCCUGGCUUCCCGUUUUUGUCGGGCCCCGAGACCGGUCUGAGCGCUCCCCCUGUCGCCCCGGGUGGCCGAGUAGUCCCGGGCCCCUCGAGUCGCUGCGUUUUCUCCCUCCCUGGGCUUGGGUGCUCGUCCUCCCCCGCCAUGAAUGAGGAGUACGACGUGAUCGUGCUGGGCACCGGCCUGACGGAAUGCAUCCUGUCAGGAAUAAUGUCAGUGAACGGAAAGAAAGUUCUGCACAUGGAUAGAAACCCGUAUUAUGGAGGAGAAAGUGCAUCUAUAACACCUCUGGAAGAUUUGUACAAGAGAUUUAAAAUCCCAGGAGCACCACCAGCAUCAAUGGGGAGAGGAAGAGACUGGAAUGUCGACUUAAUUCCCAAGUUCCUUAUGGCCAAUGGUCAGCUGGUGAAGAUGCUGCUUUAUACAGAGGUCACCCGCUAUCUGGAUUUCAAAGUGACUGAAGGGAGCUUUGUCUAUAAGGGAGGAAAAAUCUACAAGGUUCCUUCCACCGAAGCAGAAGCCCUGGCGUCUAGCUUAAUGGGACUGUUUGAAAAACGUCGCUUCAGAAAAUUCCUAGUGUAUGUUGCCAACUUUGAUGAAAAAGAUCCCCGCACUUUUGAGGGCAUCGAUCCUAUGAAGACUGCAAUGCGGGAGGUGUACAAGAAAUUUGAUUUGGGACAAGAUGUCAUAGAUUUCACCGGCCACGCCCUGGCACUUUACAGAACCGAUGACUAUUUAGAUCAACCAUGCUGUGAAACCAUUAAUAGGAUUAAACUUUACAGCGAGUCUCUGGCAAGAUAUGGCAAAAGUCCGUACCUUUACCCGCUCUAUGGCCUUGGAGAGCUGCCCCAGGGAUUUGCAAGGCUGAGUGCUAUUUAUGGUGGUACCUACAUGCUCAACAAACCAAUUGAGGAAAUCAUUGUGCAGAAUGGAAAAGUGAUUGGAGUGAAAUCUGAAGGAGAGGUCGCUCGCUGUAAGCAGCUCAUCUGCGACCCCAGCUACGUCCAGGACCGGGUGGAGAAAGUGGGCCAGGUGAUCCGCGUGAUCUGCAUCCUCAGCCACCCCAUCAAGAACACCAACGACGCCAACUCCUGCCAGAUCAUCAUCCCCCAGAACCAGGUCAGCCGGAAGUCAGACAUCUACGUGUGCGUGAUCUCCUCCGCACACAGCGUGGCCGCGCAGGGCAAGUACAUCGCCAUCGUCAGCACGACUGUGGAGACCGAGGAGCCGGAGAAAGAAAUCAGACCGGCUCUGGAGCUUUUGGAACCGAUUGAACAGAAAUUCGUCAGCAUCAGUGACCUCCUCGUCCCGAAGGACUUGGGAACAGAAAGCCAGAUCUUCAUUUCCCGCACGUACGAUGCCACGACCCACUUUGAGACCACUUGUGACGACAUUAAAGACAUCUAUAAGAGGAUGACUGGAUCCGAGUUUGACUUCGAGGAGAUGAAGCGCAAGAAAAAUGACAUCUACGGGGAAGACUAACAGCUGUAGCCUGUGCGGGUGCGCUGCUGCUGCCGCCGCUCCAGAGCCGGCUCGGCGGUUGGCCUGCUGUCUGUCCUCCUGACAUAAAGGCGAUUCGAAACGGACUAUUCCGUAACUCGGGCCAGCGUCCCUCCGUCCUCCCUGCACCUUCCCAUCUCGUAUCCUGUCAAGUAUUAUGACAGUGCCCACGUCACACGGCCACAAGCUGGGGUUCCGGGGGCCUGAAAUUCUGACACAACUCCAGCCCGCGGGAGUCACUUCGGAGGAAGCUGUGUGUGGCAGUGUUUGAACCUUAUAACAGUGAGGCGAGCGGAGGGGAGAGAAACUUCUCAUAAAGCAGGUAAACGUAGCAGCUGCUUUUGUAUCCCGGGUGUGGCUUCUUCGACGGACCAAGCUGCAAUGCAGUAUUGAUUUGACAGAGCCUUCACUUCAGUGAGGUGUCUCCACAUGGCUCCACAUGAUUUCUGUGCUGCAAAAUAAAGCCAAACUCUGGAAACCA